Messenger RNA from Culicoides brevitarsis, 6969 nucleotides. It is a transcript of the gene cno, whose product is annotated as afadin. Gene Ontology annotation, molecular function: cell adhesion molecule binding. Gene Ontology annotation, biological process: signal transduction; regulation of protein localization. The record is from RefSeq and is a predicted model, not a curated record. Gene Ontology annotation, cellular component: adherens junction. The transcript has 17 exons. NCBI's taxonomy places the organism in Eukaryota, Metazoa, Arthropoda, Insecta, Diptera, Ceratopogonidae. Bases 425 to 6127 code for a protein of 1900 amino acids.
AUUUUAUUAGUAAGAAAGUGUUCUUCGAAUAAUUAUUAAAUUAAUGUGAAAAGAUUACAAAAUAAAAACUCAGAUUGCCUUAAAUCGAUUUAUCUGUGUCUGGACUUUUCUUUUUUGUUUAAAAUUAUUAGAAAUUUAACCGGAAAUAUACAAAAAUCAAAUUUAGUCAACAAGUGGAACGUAGAAUUGUUAGAAAGAGAAGGAAAAAAACUUGUUUGAAAUCCCUAUAAACAUUUGACUUACAUAGUGUACUUUUAUGUGUCGCCUUACCUUUCAAAAUUUAUAUGCAUAAAAUAAAUAAAUAACGAAAAAAUAAAAGAUAUAACCAUAACAGUAUAUUUUACACAAAACAAUUAAUAACAGUACGAAGAAACCCUGAAAAAAAAGUCUUGAUUAUGGUCUGAUCGAUUAAAUUGAUUUAAAUAUGUCGAUAAAUGAUAAAAGAAUGUUAGAUCGGGAAGCUUUACGUUCUGUUAUCCAACAGUGGAAUGCUAAUAGACUUGACUUAUUUGAAUUAUCAGAGCCAAAUGAGAAUUUAGAGUUUCAUGGGGUUAUGAGGUUUUACUUUCAAGAUACAGGACAAAAGGUGGCCACAAAAUGCAUUCGAGUGGCUUCGGACGCUACAGUAGGAGAUGUAAUCGAAACUUUAAUUGAAAAAUUUCGGCCUGACAUGAGGAUGCUUUCUGUUCCGAACUACGCAUUAUAUGAAGUGCAUGCAAAUGGUGAAGAAAGAAAGUUGAGUGUAGAUGAAAAACCAUUACUUGUGCAAUUAAAUUGGCACAUUGAUGAUCGUGAAGGAAGAUUUCUUUUAAGAAAUUUAGAUUCCAAGCAAUUGGCAGAAGGAACAAUUGAAGCAACACAAUUUAAACGUAAAUUAUCCAAACGAGAGAAAAAAGAACAGAAAAAGAAAGAAAAAUUGUCCAAAAUUCAGGGCGAAGUAACAGAUGAAAAUCACGUUGCUGAAAAACUGUAUACAGAAUUACCUGAAACAUCAUUUACCAGAUCGAUUUCUAAUCCAGAAGCUGUAAUGAGGCGUCGAAGACAGCAAAAACUGGAGAAAAAAUUACAACAAUUCAGAUCAAAAGAUGGGGGUCCAGAUACUGGUGGAACGCUUAAGAUAUAUGGCGAAAGUUUGUGUAGAGAUGUACCAUAUAAAACUUUGUUAUUAUCUAUACGAGAUUGUGCUCAAGCUGUUGUCAGGGAAAUGCUUGCAAAAUAUGGAAUGGAUAAAACAGAUCCACUGAAUUAUUGUUUAGUACAAGUGAACAGCGAUGGAAGUGAAUACAUUUUGGAUGAUGACGAGUGUCCAUUGUCCAUUCUUAUGAAUCAUCCAACGUCUAGAGGUUCAAUAAUGUUUCAUGUUCGAAGAAGACCAUCAGAUAAUAAUCAAACACGACGUAGAAAAAAGAAACCUUUAGGAGUUGCAAAUGGGAACAAUAACUUGUCUACUGAAAGAGAAGGACCUGCAAUCAUCGAAGUGACACAUAGUGGUGACGGUGGAAAACGAGUUAAACUAACAACAGAUCCACUUGAGAUUGGUUCUGCUAACACUAAUGCAUUGCAAGUUUUUGGGCCUUCAAUUCAACCAAGACAUUGUUUGAUAUCUUUGCAUGAGGGUGUUUGUACUGUAACUCCUCUUCAUGCAGAUGCAAUAACAUUUGUUAAUGGACAUCAUAUUACACAACCCACAAUUUUACAUAACGGCUCCGUAGUAAUGUUUGGUCGUGGAGCAUCGUACCGUUUUGUAGAUAUACCUUCAGACGGACGUUAUAAUUUAGCUUUAUCACAAUCACAGUUAGAUUCUGCAUAUAUAUAUGAAAGUCGAUCACCCACUACUCCAACUUGGCAAGAUGAAACAACAAAUGAAAACAAGUCAGGAUAUCAUCACAGUAAGCUAUCCACACCCCAAUCAUUUUUUUUAUCUCGAUAUGAUAACUCAGAUGCUGGAAGCUUAGCUUUAGAUAUUCAUUCCUCAACUAUAAAAAACUCUAGUACUUGUCAAUCAACUGAUAUUGCGUGUUCUAUGAGCAACAUGAAUUCUAAUGCGAACAAUGAUGAAACUAACGACAUGAUGGUAGAUAUUAGCACUGACAAUAAAAUUGAAAAUGAAGGACACGAUAUAGAAAAUGAUACGAAGUCAAUGAUAAGUAUAAAAUCAACAGGAUCUCAACAAGACAUCAGAAAUCAAAAAGUUGCUGAUCAGCCACAGGGCCAAGAACAAAUACUUCCUGCCGUUUUAGAGUUUCCAGAAUUGCAUCAGGAGUCUUUUUUGCGUCGAGUCAUCACAGAGCUUGAUGUCAAUGCACCAAACUUUAAACUAGCUCCAGUUUAUUCUCUUUAUCUAUGUGCUAGAUACCGUGCAUCUACACAUUAUCGUCCUGAACUGCAACCAACUGAACGGGCUCAAAAAUUAACAAUUUUUUUACAUCAAGUUGCCAAUGCAAUAUACCAUUUAGUAUUUGAACAACGUAAUGACCCUAAAAUACUUUCAUUCUGGAUUGCAAAUGCUUCAGAAUUUUUGCACUUUUUGAAGUCUGACCGACAUAUCUCUGCGUUUAGUGUACAAGCUCAAGAAGUAUUAGCUGAAAGUGUUCAAAUUGCAUUUAGAAAUUUAGUAUCUAUAUUUUGCAUUGAACUUUCGCAAACUCUUAGCCAAUUUUUGUCUGAGAAUAUAGACCAUGAUUCAGCUGCUGGAUUAGUUCUUUCUGUUCUUGGAUCAGCGAUGGCAUUGCUAAGGCGGUGCCGUGUUAAUGCUGCACUCACCAUUCAAUUGUUUUCACAACUAUUUCACUACAUUAAUGUGUUUUGUUUUAAUAAGUUUGUAACAACGUCUCACAUGUGCACUAGUUCUUGGGGAAAGUCUCUUACUGAACGGCUAAAUAUUCUCGAGAUUUGGGCUGAAAAACAAGGGUUAGAAUUAGCUGCUGAUUGUCAUUUGGCAAAGAUUAACCAGUGUGCUCAAUUUCUACAAGCACCAAAAACAUCAGAGUCUGAGGUCAAACAGUUAGCUUGUACUUGUUUCCGUUUAAAUUCUUUACAAAUGGCUGCUCUUUUGUCACAAGAUACAAUUCCACGAAGUCUUAUUGAUACUGCAAUAUUAAUGGCAGAAUCAGUUGCUGAUGAGUUGACCAGGGCUGAUGGGCGUGAAGUAAGAUUGGAAGAAUCUUCCGAGCUUCCUUUGACCUUAUUGCUACCCGAUGAUGGUUUCAGUUGCGAAGUUGUGCGAGGUAUUCCAGCUGGAUUAGUUGAUUUCUUAGCACCUCUUCAAAAUGCUGGGAUGUGUAGACUUGCAGCUCAACCAACUAGCAUUGGCUUAUGGACAGUAUACAUGCAUCAAUUUAAUGACCGUUCACAAAGUGUAAUGUCCAGUAAAUUACCACAACCAGAGAUUCAAGUAAUCAAGUUACAUAAAAACUCUAAUGGAAUGGGACUUUCUAUAGUAGCUGCCAAAGGAGCCGGACAGGAAAAGCUUGGAAUUUACAUAAAAUCAGUAGUACCAGGAGGAGCUGCUGAUAUAGAUAACCGUUUGCAGGCGGGGGAUCAAUUGUUACGCGUCGAUGGACAAAGUUUAGUUGGAAUCACUCAAGAAAGAGCUGCAGAUUAUCUUGUACGUACGGGAGCAGUUGUUACUCUGGAAGUAGCUAAACAAGGUGCCAUAUAUCAUGGAUUAGCUACAUUAUUGCAGCAACCAAGCCCUAUUACUCAACGUGGUGGUCGAAAGUUGAAUGAUCGUAUUGAUUUUUCUGUAAAUAAUGGUGGUAAACCACCGCUACCCAAUAGCAAAUCCGUUCCGUCUCUUCAUCAUGGUCAUGUCAGUAAUUCAACAGCAUCAAUUAAAUCUCGUAGCAUUAAUAAUUUGAUGGGUAGCAUUAGUAAUACCAAUCCUAUUGAUUCUAGUGUUAAAAAUAAUAACUUUGAUCAAGGAUUUUAUCAAAAUUUAAGUGUUUAUCGUUCAGCACAACAAAAUCAGAACCACCCUCAAUUAGGUGAUAGAUUACCUAAUUCUACUCAGUUUUCGUCAAAUUCGACAACGAAUGUCCAACAACAACUUACAAACCGUCCAUUAUCUGCCUAUUAUAAUACUAAUAUUAGUUCAACACAACACAACAAUAUUCCUUACAAUAUGUCUUAUCAAGGAAGUAUUAGUAGUGUAUCACAGCCAAGUUUGAAUCAAGUUGCAGCACAACAAAAUUUACAACCUCAAAUAACACGUCCUAAUAUUAAACCUACUAGUAAUAUUGAUAUUAAAAAUACACCCGGAAGACCGACACAAAAUGCAAUGAUGGCCCCAAGUAUGCCAAAUAUAACACAUACAAGUGGAUAUGCCACAAAUAUACAUUCAACAAACAGUCAAAGUAUGCAAAAUGUCAACACAAUAAAUUCACCCAAUGCUACUGUUCAAGCUCCUAUAAAUUUCCAAAAUGGUAAAUAUAUUCCUGGAUAUGCAGGACCACCAGAACUUUCAUCUCGAAUCAGUAGUGGAGGUCGUAAUGGUCAACCACAAAAACAUAAUCACUCUAACUCAAUGGAGCAUAUAUCCAGCUAUUCAAUAGCAUGUAACACUUCCAUUCAUCAAUCUCCACAGAAAAUUCCGAUUUCAUCACAACAGCAACUUACCAAUGCAAUAAAAAAUCACAUGUCAAUGAACAAUAAAAAUCAGAAACAUAUGACAGAAAAAGUUGAUACACCACCAUUGCCACCCACUUCAACACAUCCACUAUAUAAAGCUUCAGCUCAACAAAACUUUAACUACGUGGCUAGCAAUAAUGAACCUCCGAAAGUUACUCUUUAUUCUAAUCAAAUGUUACAUCAAGCGACCAAUAAUAAACAAAUAAUUCCAUCGUCUGGGAGUCCGUGGGAAAGAGAAGAACGGGAAAAAGAACAAGAACUUCGUCGAGAACAGAUCCGAUUUUGGCGUGAGCAGCAAAUCACUGAGCUAUCUAAUAUUUGCACUCGCAAUCAUCAGCAAGAGGAGCAAUUAAAAACCCUUCUCCUAGAAAGAGAGUUCGAAAAACGUGCUAUUGAAGAAGAGGUUGCAGAGGAAAGUGAUGAGAAAUAUACAAAAGAAAAUGUUCAAGAGCUGCUAAGGUUAAAUAAUGAAACACGUAAGACUGUUGAGCUUCGAGCACCCAGUAUGAAAGCUAUAAUUUCAAAUGACAAUAGUAAUGAGAUAAUGACAACUGCGUCUAGAGCAGUGCAAAUGAGUGAGAUUAAUUCUUCAAAUAUACCAACUUUAAUGAACACAAAUGUUCAACCGAAAAGCAUAUUGAAACACAAUGUUGUUGGUGGAAACUGUACAUCACCUGUGAAAACUCAAUCUAAAACAACUUCUUUUACUGACAAACCUUUAAAUCUAACAGAAAUCACAAUAAAUAACACAAACGCAAAUCAAAUGAUGUCACAGUUUGGAAAACUAGGCUUAAAUGAUGACUUAGAUGAUCUUCACACAGGAAAUUCAGGAACAAUUCAAGGUUACGAAAGCAAUAUUGAAGUGAUUGCACCUCCUCCCCCAGAGCGAAAUAGCUCAUACGUUAUUAUGGCACACCAACAAAAGCUCCGUUCUGAACAGCAAAAUUUAAUUAACAAUAACACAGGAAAUCAUACUCAACCAACUAACAGUGUUAUUAAAAAUAAUCAAAACAACAAUAUCGUUAUUGCACCUCAAACUGAGUUAACAAAUUAUACUAAUAAAAUUGAUAAUAAGCGAGUAUCCUUUCAUGAUGAGGAUAAUGGUAAUGUGGCAGAAGCAUCAUCUACAAUGUCUGAUCCAAAUGAAAGUGCUAUUGGACAAGCAGAAUUCGCUUUUGUUCGAGAGGAUCCAAAUAAAUUUUUAGAAGAAACAUCCGCGUUGCUACAAUCCUCAACAUCAAUAGAUACUGAACAAUGGAAUUUACAUAUUCAAUCUACGCCAGGUGUAAUUGGAGCACAAGAAGUUUAUAGGGACCCACGAACAAAACGUUUAGCAGAAGAACUUAAUAAAAAACAAUCAGCUGACUCUGUUGUGCCAGAAAAAUUAUCAUUCAAAGAAAAAAUGAAGAUGUUUGCCUUGGAAACGGGAGAAGCGCAGACUCCAAAAGAUAAGUUGAAAAUUUCUAGAGCGCAACGUGAUAUUGACGCUGUACACUAGAUUUAUUUAGCAUCAAAAAUAUUAAAUACAAUCAGCGUCUUUGUUUUGGUUUAAUCAUUUUUCAUCAAUAUUCUGCAUAAAUGUAUUAACGAUUGAUAACAAUAUUUUAAUAAUUUGAUAUUCUACAGAUAAAAUUAUGCAAUUAAUGCUAUUUUUUAACAUUUUUUUCCUGUUUAUUGAUUUAAUAGUUUUAAGCUCUAUUAUCUUUCAGUAAGUGUCAAAAUUCAGUGUUAUGGAAAACAUGUAUUCUAAAAUUUAAUUAAAAAUGUAUUUAGAAAAACCUAAAUGUUGAUUAAAUCAAUGGACCAAAUAUAAAUAUAACUACAAAAAGUAUGAAAACUAAAAACUUAUGAGAAACAAUGAGAAUUAAAAACUUAAAAAAUACAACGCGGAUUUUUGCACAUUUAAAAAAUCUUAUAGGUAGGAGGAAUAAAAACUUUUCCCAGAAGUAGAAAGAAGUUAAAUUUAAAUAUACAAUGUGUACAUUGUACAUGCAGAUCAUGAUAUAACUGUUGCAAAACCUUCUGGAUGGCAUUAAUUUUAAUGGAUUACGAGUUUUAAUUUUAUUUAUAAAAAAGAUAAAUAUUUAGAGAAAGAAUUGAAAAACACCUACAUAUAAUUAUGUAUGUAGUACCUAUUUGUAAUAACUGCUAAAUUAGUAUGAUAUAAUAGUCGGAAAAGUUUUGCAUUUCAUACCACCUAAACAUUAGGAAACAUAUAUGUAUUACAUUUGAAGUGCUUAUCUGAUAAAUCGCACAUACCUACAUCUUUUUGGCAAACUGAGAAUAAUCAAUUUUAAGUUACAAUCAAAAAUAAAAGUGAACUACAAUAUCAAUUUUGCU